Macadamia integrifolia is the source of this 1501-nucleotide messenger RNA. Its product is annotated as porphobilinogen deaminase, chloroplastic. Bases 143 to 1258 code for a protein of 371 amino acids. Gene Ontology annotation, cellular component: cytoplasm. The record is from RefSeq and is a predicted model, not a curated record. The transcript is spliced from 5 exons. Gene Ontology annotation, biological process: heme biosynthetic process. NCBI's taxonomy places the organism in Eukaryota, Viridiplantae, Streptophyta, Magnoliopsida, Proteales, Proteaceae. Gene Ontology annotation, molecular function: hydroxymethylbilane synthase activity.
CAACCCUUGUUCUGAAAAAUCCGUGGAAGCGGUGAACGGUGGUGUGAUUGGAUGAUCCACUGACAUUAUCUUAUCAGUGUCAAUACUUCCUUCCUUCAAGCUCCCUUCACUUUCUCCCAGUCGCUCUUUUUCAUCUGCUCCAAUGGAGAGGAUCACUCUGAAGCCGCCUCCCUUUCCAGCUAAGAUGAGCUCGGGAUAUGUCUCGGCUGUUGGUUUCCCCAUGUCAUGCCUGAAGAGUCCAUGUGCCAAUCAAUCCCGAAGGAUUAUGGUUACAAGGGCAGCCAUUGCUCUGGAGCAGGAGACGCAGACCAAGGUCUCCCUUUUAAGAAUAGGCACAAGAGGAAGCCCACUAGCACUUGCUCAGGCCCAUGAAACCCGGGAUAAGCUUAUGGCAACACAUACAGAGUUGGCUGAGGAAGGAGCUAUCGAAAUUGUCAUUAUCAAGACCACAGGAGAUAAAAUCCAAAACCAACCGCUCGCUGAUUUAGGAGGAAAGGGCUUAUUCACAAAAGAGAUAGAUGAGGCCCUCUUGAAUGGGGAAAUUGACAUUGCUGUACACUCAAUGAAAGAUGUUCCUACUUAUUUACCUGCUGGGACAAUUUUGCCUUGCAACCUUCCACGAGAGGAUGUCCGGGAUGUGUUCAUUUCAUCAAGUGCAGCUUCUCUUGCGGGGCUUCCGAUUGGAAGUAUUGUUGGUACAGCUUCCCUCAGAAGAAAAUCACAAAUACUAUACAGAUAUCCUUCACUGAAAGUGGAGGAAAACUUCAGAGGGAAUGUACAGACACGAUUGAGAAAAGUUAGGGAAGGAGUUGUACAAGCAACCUUGUUGGCAUUGGCUGGGCUAAAACGCCUAGAAAUGGAAGAUAAUGCCACUAACAUCAUAUCUGUUGAUGAAAUGCUUCCAGCUGUUGCUCAAGGGGCCAUCGGGAUUGCAUGUCGAAGCAAUGACAGCAAGAUGGCUGAUUACAUAGCUUCACUGAAUCACGAGGAGACCAGAUUAGCAGUGGCAUGUGAGCGAGCUUUUCUUGAGACCCUAGAUGGGUCAUGUAAAACACCAAUUGCUGGCUAUGCAUAUCGAGAGAAAGAAGGGUAUUGUGUGUUUAGAGGAUUGGUGGCUUCUCCUGAUGGCACCCAAGUGUUCGAGACUUCAAGAAAAGGUCCAUAUACGCAAGAAGAUAUGAUUUUGAUGGGAAAGGAUGCUGGCAAGGAAUUGCUUUCGCAGGCCGGUGCUGAUUUCUUUGAUUCUCUCAGAAGAUAGUAGCAAAGAAAGGUUAAAGAUAAAUAGGAGAGGAAUUAGUGUUCUGGGCUGGUGCCUGUCUCUGGCAUUGCUGCCAAUUUUUUUUCCGGGUGUGUCCAAAAGGGAUAAUUCAUCUUUUUGAGCUGUUUGUAUUUUAUUUUAUUUUAUUUUUUUACUGUAGGGGGUAAAUUUGCUUGUUUGUUGUAAAUUUAGAUGAAGCAUUUAACAUUUAUUUAUUUAGAAAUCCAAGAGGGAUUAUUUUUA